Vicia villosa (hairy vetch) is the source of this 5837-nucleotide messenger RNA. RefSeq names its product putative disease resistance protein At3g14460. The record is from RefSeq and is a predicted model, not a curated record. Lineage: Eukaryota; Viridiplantae; Streptophyta; Magnoliopsida; Fabales; Fabaceae. The transcript has 6 exons. Gene Ontology annotation, molecular function: ADP binding. Gene Ontology annotation, biological process: defense response to other organism. Bases 307 to 3915 code for a protein of 1202 amino acids.
CAUUACACAAGAAUAUAAAAAUAGCACCACUGUCCCACUUGACUACUUUUACUUCUUUAUUUUUCAACUUUUCUUUAUUAAAAACUCAAGUGCAAACAAAUUCAAAGUACUAUAAGUGAUAGCAGGGCUUUUUGGUGGAAAGUGGAAACUAAGCGUGUAUGUUCCAACAUAACUUUGUUGUAAUAUUUAAUUACUACCACUAGGCGUUUGAGCUGCUUGCCAAAAUAAUCCAAGAGAGAAUCAGAGUUUUGUUGUGAUUUCUUUCUUCUCAAGCUAUUCUUUUUCUUCUUACAAACUAAGAAACUAAUGGAGGGUAUCCAAUUUCAGAGAGAAAAUCUGCUGUUCCUCUCAAAUUCUGUGAAGCUGUUGUUAGAAAACCAUCUUUUUACUGACUUCGCCGAUAACUCCAGGUAUGACUUUUCAUUUUUGAAGAAAACACUGUUGGAUCUUCAAGAUGUUCUACUUUGUCAUGAUCUGGAGAAACUCAUCCCUAUUCCAGCUGUCAACCUAUCGCUGGAUUCGCUCAGAUAUGAUGUCUUUCAUCUUGCUACUUUCUUUGACAAAAUCGAUUUUUCAUUGAGGUAUGGUACCUUUAGUAUUAAGCUGCUCAAAAAUCUUGUUUGUUUAAAUCAUGCAAAUGAUGUGAUUAAUUAUAAAACGAAAAGAUUAAUUGAAAUAUCACUGGGCUUGAGUUCAGGAGAACAACUAGCUGAAUUAAGUCUUUCCAAUUCUAAUUUGGAUGCUGAUUCUUCUAUUUAUGGAAGAGACGCUGAUAUUCAGAAACUUAAACACCUUUUGUUCUCUCGUGAUGAUGAUGAUGGUAAAAUAAGAGUGAUUUCCAUUGUUGGUAUGGGAGGGAUUGGUAAAACAGCCCUUGCCAAACACCUUUACAAUCAUCCUCAAGUUAAGGCCAAAUUUCAGGUAAGAGUAUGGGCAGAUUUCUCAGAGCAUGUUGAUGAUUUCUCAAAUUAUGGGCAGAUUUUUAAAACCAUUCGUGAAUCUAUUACUUCACAAACAACCAGAAGUGAUACAACUGACAUCAAUACCAUUUACCCAAAAUUUUUGAUAGUACUUGAUGGUGUGUGGAACCCAAGAUUUGUCAAUUUGACAACCUUACUGAUGGAUAACUUUAAUGCUGGGGAAACAGGAAGUAGGAUCAUUGUAACAUCAAGAGAUGAAAGAAUUGCAAUAUCCAUGCAAACCUUUCUUUUUGUCCACUAUUUGAGACCUUUGGAAAUUGAAGAUUGGUUGUCCUUAUUUUCCAAAUAUGCAUUUGGACCAUGUCACAACCGACAAAAAUCCCAUCUAGAAGAAAUCAGUAGGGAAAUUGCUAAAAAGUGUGAUGGAUUACCAUUAGCUGCAGUAGCACACGGGCCUCUUCUUCGCAUCUUAUUGUUCCAAGACGACUGGAAUUAUGUGCUGGAAAGUAAUGUUCGGGAUGUAGAUUAUGAGGUGCACGCUUCUCUCGAACUUAGCUACAAUUUUCUUUCUAAUCCUUUAAAACAAUGUUUUCAAUAUUGUUCAAUUUUUCCAAAGAAGUCCAUCUUAGAAAAAAAGACGGUAGUUCAGUUGUGGAUUGCAGCAGACUUACUUCAAUCAUUGUCCGAAGAUCAGGAAAAAGUUGGAGAAGAAUAUUUUGAUGAACUAGUAUCAAGGUCAUUGAUACAUCGGCGAUCUAUUGGUGACAAGGAAAGAAACUUUGAAAUGCACAACUUAAUCCAUGAUAUGGCUACAGAGGUUUCAUCUCCAUACUAUAUCAAUAUGGACAAACAUGACCUACAUGAUAAGGUGCAUAGCUUAUCAUACAAUAGAGAGGCAUAUGAUUCUUAUGAUAAAUUUUAUAAAUUAUAUGAAUUAAAGUUAAACGGCCUGUUUACUUUUGUAGCAUUACCAUUACAAGAACAAUUGCCUCUUUGUUUGCUAUCAAGUAAGGUACUACAUGACUUGCUUCCAAGGAUGAAACAGUUACUGGUGUUGUCUCUGUCAAACUACAAGAGUAUCACCAAGGUUCCCAAGUCUAUUGGAAAUUUGUUAUACAUGCAAUACUUAAAUCUUUCUCACACAAAUAUUGAGAGUUUGCCUUCUGAAAUAUGCAAGCUUUACUAUCUGCAGUUCUUGUUGCUGGCAGGCUGUAAAAGGCUCACUGAAUUGCCGGAGGACAUGGGCAAAUUGGUUAACCUGCGCUACCUUGACGUUAGUAACACCGCAUUGAGGGAGAUGCCUGUACAAAUAGCAAAACUAAAAAAUCUCCACACUUUGUCUGACUUUGUUGUCAGCAAACAUAAUGGUGGAUUGAAUAUUGGAGAGCUAGGAAAACUUCUCCACCUACAUGGAAAACUUUCAAUCUCGCAGCUACAAAAUGUUAAUGACUCCUUCGAAGUAGAUCAAGCCAAUAUAAAGAUGAAAGAACAAAUAGAUGAGUUAGCUUUGGAAUGGGAUUGUGAUGGUACUACUUUAGAUUCACAAAUUCAAAGUGUUGUGCUUGAAAAGUUGCGACCCUCAACAAAUUUGAAAAGUCUCACCAUCAAAGGCUAUGGUGGAAUCAACUUCCCCAAUUGGUUAGGUGAUUCUUUAUUUAGCAACAUGGUGCAUUUAAGGAUCUCGAAUUGUAAUGAUUGUUUAGGGCUUCCAUCCCUUGGAAAAUUGGGUAAUCUGAAAGAACUCGUUAUUGAAGGGAUGCAAUCAGUGGAGACAAUUGGUAUUGAGUUCUAUGGAAGUGGUGAUUCUUCAUUUCAACCAUUUCCCUCUUUGGAGAGUCUACACUUUGAGAAUAUGCAAGAGUGGAAGGAAUGGGACUUGAUUGGAGAUACGGCUACAACGUUUCCUAAUCUAAAAACUUUAUCGCUAAGAAAGUGCCCGAAACUGAUUGUUGGAAACAUAACUGAAAAAUUUCCUUUCUUAACUGAACUUGAGUUAAAAGAAUGUCCUUUACUGGUACAAUCAAUGCCAUUAUCUGAUCAUGUAUUCAGGCAACUGAUGUUCCCUUUGAAUCUUCUUCAACAGCUGACCAUAGACGGCAUUCCAUCUUCAAUGUCUUUUCCAACAAAUGGUCUACCAAAAACCUUGAAAUUUCUGAUAAUCAGUAACUGUGAAAAUCUAGAGUUCCUUCCUCGUGAAUACUUGUCCAAUUACACAUCGCUUGAAGAAUUGAAAAUAUCUUAUAGCUGCAAUUCAAUGACAUCAUUUACCUUGGGUGCUCUCCCUGUCCUCAAGAGUCUGUUUAUUGAGGGUUGUAACAAUCUGAAAUCAAUAUCAAUUGCAGAAGAUGUGUCACUAAAGAGUCUCUCAUUUCUUAGAAGCAUCAAAAUAUGGGAUUGUAAUGAAUUGGAGUCAUUUACCCUAGGUGGAUUGGCCACUCCAAAUCUUCUCUAUAUUGCAAUGUGGAAGUGUGAGAAGCUUCAUUCACUACCAGAAGCAAUGAACAGUCUAGCCGGCCUUCGAGAAAUGGAAAUUGAUAAUCUACCAAACCUUCAAUCUUUAGUCAUAGAUGAGUUGCCUAGUAGUUUACAAAAACUGUCUGUUGGCUAUGUUGGUGGGAUUAUGUGGAAUACUGAGCCAAGUUGGGAACAUCUCACUUGUCUUUCAGUGUUGCGAAUUAACGGUGAUGAUACGGUGAACAUGUUGAUGGGGCCACUGCUACCUACAUCGCUUGUGAAAUUGUGCAUUUGUGGUCUUAAUGAUACAAGCAUUGAUGAGAAGUGGCUUCAGCAUCUCACUUCUCUCCAAAACCUUGAGAUUAUUAACGCUCCCAAACUCAAGUCGUUGCCAAAGAAAGGAUUUCCUUCCUCACUUUCAGUACUAAGUGUGACUCGCUGUCCAUUACUAGAAGCAAGUUUGCGGAAAAAGCGGGGGAAAGAGUGGCGUAAGAUUGCUCACAUUUCCUCAGUAGUUAUUAAUGACGAAUUGAUCACAUGAGUCUUGUUCGAAUCUACCAAGGGCUUCAAGGGUAAUUGAUGGCUUGCACGAAGAUGGUAGCAGCGACAUAACAUCUCUUUCUGUCAGGAGCAGAUGAGAAGGAGAAAUACCAAUAUUGGCUUGAACAGAGAGGAUUUAGAAAUCUGCUGUUUUAGCAAAACUAGUGAUUUUGGCAUCAAUUGUGUUGGAAGGAGCUUGUUAAUGAUGCCACUCAAAAUUGCUUCAGUUAAUGCUGUGGACUAUCAAACUUAAUUUACUUCUAAAUCGCAAUCAUGAAGUCAAUCUAAUAGUGGAUUUCACUGCUGCUACCAGACUCAGAACAUGCAGAAAUGAUCGAACUUGUGGCCUAACUCGAUAUGAAGAUUGACUUGUGUGUUAACAUUACUGCCAUUUUUUCUUGGAAGUCAGUUAGGCUGAUAGGGUUUGUAUUUGCUCAACUGGAGAGGUAGAAUUGUCCAACAGUUUUCUUCACAAAGUAGAAGAUUAUGAAAUGCACCGUGACACGUAGAUGUGUGGGUUUAUAACAUUGAAGUUUGUGUGGUUUUGUUUAGAUAUUUCCUGUUUGUUGUGAUACAAUAAUAUAACUAAAGGAAGCAGCAGCAGGGAUGGUGGUGAGUUGCUUAGUUUGGAUGAUGGAAGCGGAAGAGGAGUAGGAGAGAAGAAGAAAUUGAAGAACUUAAGAUAAGAUUCUGAAAUGUAACAUAAUAACACCCAAGAUCUUGGAAAGGAAGCUUGGCAAGUUAGGAGAAUCAAAAUCCAUAUGGCGACUUUCAAACAAACAAGUCAGAAGUUUAAGACUCCAAUUUGGCCACUUUCAACCGGCAAUAAGUGCCUUUAAUAGCUCCAAUCUUAGCUGAGAAGUCAAAGCAAACAAAUCACUCUUCUAAAGCAAUCAAAUGAUGAUCAUAUUGGAAUUUUGUCUGCUCCAACAAUAUGCAGGUAUCCUCAACAACAUCAACAAUAUUGUAGCACCUAGACUAGGGUGAGGAACUUGCAGCAAUAUCUGAUCAUCAAUACUGGCCACGACAUGCUAUGCAACAACGUCACUAAUAUACACCUUAUUUGUCUGCAGCAGCUUUCGGUUCCGCAGUUUGUUCAGUGAUAAAAUUGGCCCAACAUGGUGUUUGAAAUGGUGUGCACUCGACUUGAGUGACUAGCAUAAUCACAUAGUCAGAAGUCAAUUCCCAAUACUAUUAACCUGAGUCCCGAUUUGAUGACAUGUUUAGACGGAUUUGAAGGCAAUAGUGACAGUGUUAACGAUCUAAUAUUCGAUAAUGUAAACUCGCUGUCCAAGAGCUCCUCGUUCAAGUUUACUCGGUUUAAUAUACCUCACCAUGCAAAACCAACUUUCUUCAUCGGUAUAAAAGCAAAGGCUUCUGUAGACCAAUAAGGUGCAUGUUGGUGCAUAUGAGGAUGAGCAAAUGGCGUUUGAUCUGCCCCAACAAUCUUGUAAGCCACUAGCUUAGCUUAGCAUUUGAUGUGACAUUAGUGAUGUGGGUAGUCUGCAGUUUGUUUUAUACCUUUUGUACUCAUGCACACUGCCCUUAAGAAAAAGUAUUGAAAACAUAAUAGUAUCGAUAAUGAUUUUUUAUAUAUAUGAAAUUUUUUUACAUCAUUGCACAGACAAUCGAAAUAUCAUACAUGGAGCGAUAUAGCCGACAACAUAUAUUCUCUGUUUUGGCCAUGUCUAUGUUGACAAUGUUUACAUGUUAAAAUUUUAUGGCACUUUAAAAUGAUGGUUUUGGUGAAUUUGAUGUUAAAAUCUAUCAAAAGCUUGAAAGAAAUGGACCUAUUUGAAUCGAGAAGGAAAUUGAGAAGGAAGAAGAUUCCUACUAUUUUGAAAACAUAUUGUUAAGGUGGGAUGAGUUUAACUAGUAACAAUAUAUCAUUACUAAGUUUUUAAUUGAUAAAGACAACUUGAC